AUGCACAUUCUGAAUGACCGGAACAUUGUGUCGACCCUGACGGGUCUGACCAGAACGCAGUGCGGCCAGCUUCUCGAUGCACUCUCCAAGGCUCUCAUUGACUACUCAAACGGCCGGCACGCAACGCAACCCGCGAUCCACCAGCCGCUUCGCCAAUCGUUUACGACGGCCCCGGGCCACACGACGCUGUUCAUGCCAGCAUCAAACACGGCGAGCACAGGCAUCAAGAUCGUGACGCUCCCCGGCAAUGGUGGGGCACCGCGGGGGUCCAUCAAUAUCUUCUCACCUGAGGGCGACCUCAUUGGCCUGUUGAACGCAGAAGAAGUAACAGCUUUCAGGACGGCACUCGCAUCUAUGAUACCAUUCUUGAAGUGUCCGUUCCCCAAGUCACAUAUCCUGGUCUUCGGCGCUGGAAAACAAGCCGAAUGGCACGUGAGGCUAUCUUUACUGCUAGCCGGGGAGUCGGUUCGGGGGAUCAAGAUAUUCAACCGACGGUCGGCGACUUUGGCAGAAUUAAGGAAGAGAUUAGAAAGCGUCCAGCAAAUGCAUCCCACCGUGAAUAUCGACUUUGUUGGGAAGGACACAACACCGGACUACGAGAGCGUAUUGCAGCAAGCACUCGCCGACGCAGAUGCCAUCAUGUGCUGCACGCCUUCCACAUCACCACUGUUCCCCAGCUCAUACUUGACUGCGAGGCCCAAGCAGAGAUUUAUCUCACUCAUUGGCUCGUACAAACCGGAAAUGCAGGAGGUGGAUGCCGAGACCCUCACAUCGGGCACACGGAUCUUCGUCGAUUCGAGGGAAGCUUGCUUGGAGGAAGCAGGGGAGCUCAUCAAGGCUCAGAUUUCGGGCGAUCUGCUUGUUGAGCUGGGAGAGAUGCUGGUGGAGCAUAAUAUCAGUAAUGUGGACGGCAAUCUGGUUUACAAAUGCGUCGGGAUGGGCAUCAUGGAUAUCGUUGUCGGUUCACAGUUGCUGCAGAUUGCGAAGGAAAUCGGAGUCGGCCAGGUCGUUGAAGACUUCUGA
Molecule: messenger RNA, 1023 nt
Organism: Neoarthrinium moseri
Lineage: Eukaryota; Fungi; Ascomycota; Sordariomycetes; Amphisphaeriales; Apiosporaceae
Exons: 1
Coding region: 1-1023 (340 amino acids)
Cellular component (GO): cytoplasm
Source: RefSeq, a predicted model, not a curated record